UUCAGCAUUGUCGCUCAAACUCAGUUCCUACUUCCGCUUCAGUCCUCCCUUUCCGGUUAGGCACGAGCGGCGUGAGGCGAGGAUCGCAGGCUCUCGGGUUCCUGUUUACACUGCGUAGACCCUAUCUCUGCAAAGAUGGUCAAUGUACCCAAAACCCGAAGAACGUUCUGUAAGAAGUGCGGCAAGCAUCAACUUCACAAAGUGACCCAGUAUAAGAAGGGCAAGGAUUCCCUGUACGCGCAAGGAAAGAGGCGCUAUGAUCGGAAGCAGAGUGGCUAUGGUGGGCAGACAAAGCCAAUUUUCCGGAAGAAGGCGAAAACCACAAAGAAGAUCGUGCUGAGACUUGAAUGCGUUGAGCCUAACUGCAGGUCCAAGAGGUUGCUGGCCAUUAAAAGAUGCAAGCAUUUUGAACUGGGAGGUGAUAAGAAGAGAAAGGGCCAAGUGAUCCAGUUCUAAGCCUUGUUUUAUCUUGUAAAUUUGAAAAAGUGUUAAAUCAAUAUUAGAAUUAUCUGUAAGAAAAUAUAGUUAUUCUUACUCGAAA
This is a messenger RNA of Echinops telfairi (small Madagascar hedgehog), 541 nucleotides long. RefSeq names its product ribosomal protein L36a like (gene RPL36AL). Lineage: Eukaryota; Metazoa; Chordata; Mammalia; Afrosoricida; Tenrecidae. The record is from RefSeq and is a predicted model, not a curated record. Gene Ontology annotation, cellular component: ribosome; cytosolic large ribosomal subunit. Gene Ontology annotation, biological process: translation. Gene Ontology annotation, molecular function: structural constituent of ribosome.